Molecule: messenger RNA, 3454 nt
Organism: Nothobranchius furzeri (turquoise killifish)
Lineage: Eukaryota; Metazoa; Chordata; Actinopteri; Cyprinodontiformes; Nothobranchiidae
Gene: eif4g2a
Product: eukaryotic translation initiation factor 4, gamma 2a
Cellular component (GO): eukaryotic translation initiation factor 4F complex
Molecular function (GO): translation initiation factor activity; protein binding; mRNA binding
Source: RefSeq, a predicted model, not a curated record
CAAGCCGCCAAAGUGGAGAGUGUCGUUGCACCAGGGGGACCAUCUCGUUUCAGUGUGGGGGGAGGAGGUGGGGGUGCACACCAGCACUAUCCCAAGACUGUCUGCAACGGCGAGUUCCUGGGGAAACCCCCAGGUCCAGGCGUUCAGAGAUGGAUUCCUUCUCGAAGCACUAGACGAGAUGUCUGCUCCUCCACUGAGAAAGGACAGCAUGAUGCAAUCUUCAGAAAAGUGAGAGGCAUACUCAAUAAGUUGACCCCAGAGAAGUUUGACAAACUGUGUCUGGAACUCCUCAAUGUGGGCGUGGAUUCAAAACUUGUCCUAAAGGGAAUCGUCCUUUUGAUUGUCGACAAAUCCCUUGAGGAGCCCAAGUACAGCCAGCUUUAUGCCCGGUUAUGUCUCCGCUUGGCAGAUGAUGCACCAGACUUUGACGCCAUCGCAGAAGAUCAACCACCAAACAAGCAAAAUUCUACCUUCAGAAGGCUUCUGAUCUCCAAGCUUCAAGAUGAAUUUGAGAACCGUGCCAGGAAUGUGGACCUCUUUGACAAACGUGAUGGCCCACUCACUGCUGAGGAGGAGGAGCAGCGUGCUAUUGCAAAGAUCAAGAUGCUGGGAAACAUCAAAUUCAUCGGAGAACUUGGCAAACUCAAUCUCAUCCAUGAAUCAAUUCUUCACAAGUGCAUCAAAACACUGCUGGAAAAGAAAAGGCGAGUUCAGCUUGAGGACAUGGGUGAGGACUUGGAAUGCCUCUGUCAGAUAAUGAAAACGGUGGGACCUAAACUCGAUCAUGACAAGGCUAAGUCCUUGAUGGAUCAGUACUUUGGUCGUAUGCGAUCCUUAAUGAACAACAAGGAUCUGCCGGCGAGGAUUCGCUUCCUGCUGCAGAACAUGGUGGAGCUGCGAGAGAACGACUGGGUUCCCCGCAAAGCUUACGUUGACAACGGACCAAAGACCAUCAACCAAAUUCGUCAAGAUGCAGUGAAGGAUUUGGGUGUUUUCAUUCCUCCCUCAACUGAUGUGUUGAAGAGUGAUUUCUUUGUGGGAAACCCUUUCCUGUCAAGGAUGCCGUUCGACAGGGAGCCUGUUGGUGGCCUGGCCGACAUGUUUGGGCAACUGCCUGGGAUUGGUAUUGGGACUGGUCCAGGAGUAAUUCAGGACCAUUAUUCCCCUACGAUGGGGCGUCAUCGUACUAGCCCUCUCUUCAACGGCCAUAUUGGAAAUGGGAAUGGCUCGCAUCAGCCUCAGUUUGAAACAGGAGGAAAACCGUUUAUAAAACCAAACCAGGGGCAGAAUUCACCAGUUUUUAGCCAUAAACAGAAUCACUCGGUGCAGAUGCAGUCAAAGGACAUGGCUCCAAGGUUCAGCAAGAAAGGGAAACUCAAUGCUGAUGAGAUCAGCCUGAGACCUGCUCAGUCAUUCAUCCUGAGUAAAAAUCAAAUGCCGAAGCUGCAGCCACAAAUGACCAUGAUUCCCCAAGCUGGCCCCCCUAUAGGACAGCUUGGCCUCAAAACCAAUCCUCCUCCUAUCCAGGAAAAACCAGCAAAGUCCAACAAAAAGGCUCCUCCUACAAAAGAGGAGUUGCACAAAAUGACCGAGACACUGGUGACAGACUACCUAAACAGCAAAAACAUCGACGAGUCAGUGAAUGCUGUGAAGGAGAUGAAAGUUCCCAAACACUUCUUGUCUGAGAUGUUGAAUAAGAUAAUCGUCCACUCACUCAACCGGUCAGAUGAGGAAAAGGAAGACGUGAGCAAACUGAUCCAUGCGCUCUGCGCCGAGGGUCUGGUCGCCCGUGAAAACCUUAUACCAUCCUUUUUGGGUGUUUUGGAUCAGUGCCCCAAGAUGGAGGAAGAGAUCCCUCUGUUGAAGUCCUACCUGGCCCAGUUUGCUGCACGAGCGGUCGUUUCUGAGCUGGCCAGCCUGGACGAUUUGACUCAUCAGCUUGAGAAUGGGGCUCAUUUCCCGCUGUUCCUGCUCUGCCUGCAGCAGAUGGUCAAACUGAAGGACCGCGAGUGGCUUGGUGACCUCUUCCAGCAGAGCAAGGUCAACAUGCAGAAGAUGCUACCUGAAAUCGACCAGAACAAGGACCGGAUGUUGGAGAUUCUAGAGGGAAAGGGUCUCAGCUUUUUGUUCCCGCUGAUGAAGCUGGAAAAGGAGUUGCUCAAACAGAUCAAAGUCGACCCCUCACCUCAGUCCAUCUAUAAGUGGAUCAAAGACAACAUCUCUCCAAAACUCCACACUGACAGAGGCUUCAUCAACAUCCUCGUGACCAGCUUUCUGCAGUAUGUUGCCUACGAGAUCAAUCCUGAUGACGACGAGGAGCUCUUUGCAUCACCAAGUAAAGAACAACUGGACGAAGAGAAGCAGCUGUUGCUGUCUUUCAAGCCAGUGAUGCAGAAGUUUCUCCAUGACCACAUUAACCUGCAAGUCAGUGCUCUGUACGCUCUGCAGGUGCAUUGCAGUGCCAAGGGAUUCCCCAAAGGCAUGUUGCUGCGCUACUUUGUCAACCUUUACGACAUGGAAAUAAUCGAAGAAGAAGCCUUCCUGUCAUGGAAAGAGGAUGUCAACGAGGAGUUUCCAGGGAAAGGGAAAGCAUUAUUUCAGGUGAACCAGUGGCUGACCUGGCUGGAGACUGCUGAAAAUGAGGAGUCUGAGGAUGAAGAUUACUGAGAACUAGGCCAAAGCCAUGUGUUAUUACAAUGCAAUGAGUGAUUAUUUAGCAUCUGUUUUUUUAGCCUCUUGUCUGACUUGUUACGUUUUACUCCACCAUGAAAUGUUUUGCCGAAUCUCAGCAGUUUUAACAUCUUACUGCACUUUCUAAUCUCAUUCAAUGUUUGCAGCCAUGUUGAAACAUUUCAUUCAUCUUAAGAUUUACUGCAACAGUGUUUUCAGGGAAAUUCAUCAUCCCUGGUCAGAUUAAAAAUCCUAAAACGGUUUACAAAAGAUCAAAUGGAAACCCCUCUGAGGUUUUUGUGUUUUCCUGAUUUAAAGUCGAGUUAGAUGCACUUUGCUUAACAUCAUGAGUCGUUGCAAUAGUAAUAUUAGGUGCUGGUGGCUUUUAUUUUUGCUUGUAGCCAACGUUCUUGCACACUAUGACUCGCAUUUAGCUGAACGGAUCAAGCUUUUGUGUGUGAAAUGUUUUUGUGCUGUUGGGAAUGAAUCAGUGUGGCCUUUUAAUUUAUCAUUCAUAUUAUACCUCUGAUGUGGCUGACUACACUUGAAUGUCUUGGGUUUUUUAUUUUAACAUCUAGACAGCCAAAGCGCUCUGCUGAGGUUGUUCACUACUUGUGGAAGUUUUACAUCUGUUUGCAAUAUUUGUAAAGUUCUUAAAGGGUCUUUUUAUCUUCAUGAAAUAAUAACAGAAUGUUCUGUAUGUGUACACUUCCACCUUAUUGGGUCUCACUGUAACCUUAAGUGUACAACUACAGCUCAGCUUUCAAUAAAGUUUGAUUGUUUA